AUGUGCGACCGGAAGGCGGUAAUGAAAACUGUAGACAUGUCGGAAGAGAUGCAGCAGGACUCGGUGAGGUGCGCAACGCAGGCGCUGGAAAAGUACAGCACAGAGAAGGAUAUUGCGGCCCAUAUCAAGAAGGAGUUUGACAAGAAGUACAACCCCACCUGGCACUGCAUUGUGGGCCGGAACUUCGGUAGCUACGUGACGUAUGAAACCAAACACUUCGUCUACUUCUACCUGGGUCAGGUGGCCAUUCUUCUGUUCAAAUCUGGGUAA
Mus pahari (shrew mouse) is the source of this 270-nucleotide messenger RNA. Its product is annotated as dynein light chain 1, cytoplasmic-like. Lineage: Eukaryota; Metazoa; Chordata; Mammalia; Rodentia; Muridae. Gene Ontology annotation, biological process: microtubule-based process; cilium assembly. The transcript has a single exon. The record is from RefSeq and is a predicted model, not a curated record. Gene Ontology annotation, cellular component: cytoplasmic dynein complex. Gene Ontology annotation, molecular function: dynein intermediate chain binding; dynein light intermediate chain binding. The coding region runs from base 1 to 270 and encodes 89 amino acids.